Ostertagia ostertagi is the source of this 726-nucleotide messenger RNA. The record is from the annotation of a GenBank genome assembly. NCBI's taxonomy places the organism in Eukaryota, Metazoa, Nematoda, Chromadorea, Rhabditida, Trichostrongylidae.
AUGAAUGCCCGCCAGCAGGAGUACCGUCUGAGCCUGGAAAUCCGCCAAGUUAACGACGCUGUCUCCUGUAUCUUCCAUUCGCUUCUGGCCCAUAGAAGCGUUGCGAAGUUCCAAUACAAGGGCGAUUCGAACUAUUCAUUAGGAUCGCUUGGCAUUAAAGAAGUUGAAUGCGAGAACAUCGAUUUGACCUAUGUUAAAAUCAACAGUGAUGAAUUAUCAAAUCAAUUAGAGAAGGAGAUUCAAGCGUUUCUUACUGAGUUGGACACCACAGUAAAGGCAUCUCUACCACGAAGGCGUACACCUCUUAGUAGCCCGACGCUAUCCGAAACUGCAGUUCCACUUCUGGGUGCGCAGAUCAGCUUAGAAUUUUUUCAACGUCGCCCGCGCCCAUGGCCGUUGCCAGUCGAAGCUGUGGCGUGGGAGCGCUGGAUUCUGUUUCUUGACAUCUUCAAGGCUAACUCAUACGAUGAUCUUGCUCGUAUGCGAGUUUCGGUCGCUGAAAGUGUUGGAGAGAUCGUGCUACAGCUUUGCAGUUCGAUAAACAGACCGCAAUAUUUACCAAAAAUGCCUACGAGGACUGAACUAUCGAAUGUGUUCGAUUCAAAUCUGCCGGAUUGUCAGCCUUACUUAUUCAAAGUGUGCCGUGUACCCAUCCGACCAGAAACGACAUCGCAGUCUGGUCUAACUGGUAUGCGAAGAUACAUUCGUGAUCUUAUGAUCAACUAG